GCAUAUCACCCAUGAGUGAUCACAGCAAAGUUGACCUCAUAUUAAAUAAUUUCUACAGCAAAACGCUGCACUUGCUUCUGGAAAGCAGGGUGUCUCUCCCCGAGACGAAAUCGCGCAUAUCGAAAUGGUUCAAUAUACAGACUACAGACAGUGGGAGCAACUUAUUCAAGUCAGAGCUGAGCACUUGGAAGAAUCUUAGCACUAGUACUCAAGUGCCACCGAUGGUAAUCGAGUUUAUUCUCGAUGCUACGGACAUACCGCCAAAUCAGGCAUGUUUGUUCGUUGAUACACAAGGCAGACGCAAUACCGUGCAGUCUAGCCUGGUAUUAGAAAGGUGGACGCUUCAGUUGUCUGGUGCUGGCGCACAGGAGGACUUACCUAUUGUUUACAAGCGAUCAAUCGUGCUUUUUAGAGCACUAUAUACCCUACUUAGAGUCCUCCCUUUGUACACCUUCAUACGGCGGCUCAGACGAUCACACAGCCGUGGUCUCAAUAUUGGCUGUAGGCUCAGUGCGGAAUAUAGCAAGCCUACACAAUCUGAUGGCAUCCUUCCUAUUGAUGCGCAAUUAUCCCAAGAUCCACAGAGCAAUUUGACCGACACACAUCGUUUUAACACUAUCACGACACCCGCCGGAAUCUUAAACUUGAGUGUUGAAUACAGAUGUCAUACGAACUUUGUGGUAGAUGAUAUAGAAUCACUUCUGUCGUCUCGUUUCGUUGAUGAGGAUUACUACACACCUACGCUGACGAAGCAUCGGUCGACGCCUAGCGCUGGGUCAAGCGGUACGAGCGGUGUGUUCCCAAUCCCGGCCGUCUCAGAUGAGAACAAAGAGGAAGGCAAUGUAGUACGCGACUACGUCGCAAGAACUGGCGCGAGUCGCGUCAGAGCUAAUAGCAGUUUAUCACCACGAACGACGUCAUAUUUCUCAACAUCACCAUCUGUGAGACCAAUGAGCCUCUACAGCGGUGCAUCCCCAACCCCAUCACUCACAGGCAUUGUCGCACAAUCAUACCAGCGACAAGGCGCCGCGAUAAGUAUACCAGAGAAUCAAUCAAGUAGCUCAUCAACUACGAGAAGAUAUUCUUCCAGUUUUGGAUAUAGACGCAACUCCUCGAUUGGUGGUGGAAGCAGUGGUGAGAGUCUCAUCAAGCCUUUAGCAUCUCCAAAUCAGCCCUCACCACCACCUUCAGGGGUAACAGUGUCUAGAAAACAAUCAACAAAAUUAUCACAAUCUUUGGCGGAAGAAGAAGGACAUGAUGAUAAAGAUAUUGGAGAAUUUAUCAAACUGAUCGACCAAAAACCACAACUAAGAUCCGUUCAAGAGACAUCAAGCGCGACAAUCUCCAAGCAACAGCUUGACGAAAAGAUUAGGAUGAUGAGUGUUUCUAGUCUCGCGAACUCAUCUGUUAAAGAAGAGGAGAAGCAAGACUUUGGUGAAGUUGUCGGCCAGAUGGACUUUGAUGAGUUGGAUAUUAGGCGGAGUAUGUCAGCUCCAAUAGCGACCACAAGCCAGACGAAGCUCCAUACAGGCGUAGCUACGGCCUUAACUGCUGCUGGGUCUCCGGAUGACAAUGCGGUGCCAUUUUAUUACGACGUUGGCGCAAGCAGAGGCAGGUCUAGUUCAAGACGGAACGAUAAGGAGAACCCUGGGAGGAUCUAACUGGUGACACAUUACAUAUUAUAUAUAAUACGCGUGUUUGACUUGAUUAAUAUUUUACAUUGUAAUACCAGAGGCCAGUAUAUAAAGCGAGAAGAGCCAUGCCGAUGUACAAAUGUGAGUUGAAAGAGUCAUUAGCUGAGCUUGUAGAGCCCGAUGCAGAGCCUAAUGUCUGACCUUUGCCGCUGAAUGAUCCUCCACCGGAAUGCUUUCCAAGUGCAUUCUCUAUCGCGGAGGCAUUUGCGCCUUUGAUGGUUUCUAUGACUUGGCCAGAUUUGAUGAAGAUAAAAGUUGGCAUUGCGCUGAUCCUGUACUUCGCGGCUACAUCUUUAGCUGUAUCAACAUUGCACUUGAAAAAGUUCACAUUUGUAUGUUGUUUUGAUAGUGCCUCGUAUUUAGGCGCUAUAGCGUGGCAAGGACCGCACCUCUCGGCGAAGAAAUCAAUCACGUUGAGCUUAUUAUCGUCUAACUUGCUCAAAUCAGCUACGGAAUUAAGGAGAAUCAUGAUGGAUGUACACUUGGAAGCUGUACGAAAGUAGGAACACAUAUAAGAGCGACUGUUUAGCCUUGCUAGCGAAUAGCUACCCUUAACUCUGCACUACUCAGUCGUAACUAUUCCCUUCUUUCUCCCUUACAUCCAUCUAGACAAUGGGCGGCAUAUGCUGCAAGCCUCAGGUGUGCACUAUACAUGCCCUUAUACUACCAUCUAACCUAUAUUUUCCAGGUUAUCGACUUUGACGGUAUGUGGCCACAGAUUCGGUCCAUAUAAGCUCUAAAACCGCGCUCAGGACCCGUAGAUCUCUGGCAUUUCAGUCUACUUAGAGCUGUA
Wallemia mellicola CBS 633.66 is the source of this 2487-nucleotide messenger RNA. RefSeq lists its product as hypothetical. Gene Ontology annotation, cellular component: cytosol; phagophore assembly site; extrinsic component of membrane. The transcript has 3 exons. The record is from RefSeq and is a predicted model, not a curated record. Gene Ontology annotation, biological process: mitophagy; autophagosome assembly; protein localization to phagophore assembly site. Bases 12 to 1661 code for a protein of 549 amino acids. Lineage: Eukaryota; Fungi; Basidiomycota; Wallemiomycetes; Wallemiales; Wallemiaceae.